This is a messenger RNA of Gymnodraco acuticeps, 2214 nucleotides long. RefSeq names its product 1-phosphatidylinositol 4,5-bisphosphate phosphodiesterase beta-1-like. Gene Ontology annotation, biological process: memory; lipid metabolic process; phosphatidylinositol-mediated signaling. NCBI's taxonomy places the organism in Eukaryota, Metazoa, Chordata, Actinopteri, Perciformes, Bathydraconidae. The record is from RefSeq and is a predicted model, not a curated record. Gene Ontology annotation, cellular component: nuclear speck; cytoplasm. Gene Ontology annotation, molecular function: calmodulin binding; phosphatidylinositol-4,5-bisphosphate phospholipase C activity.
UUGUUCAUUCUUUCUCUACAGGAUCUGUCCACUGUGAAUCCAGUGACGCUUCACGUGGAUCCUCAUGGAUUUUAUCUCUACUGGACAGACCAAAAUAAGGAGACGGAGCUGUUGGACCUAACCUUUGUUAAAGAUGUCAGAACAGGGAGGAGCACCAAAACACCAAAGGAGGCCAAGCUGCGGGAGCUGCUGGAUAUCGGCAAUCUGGUUGGCCGACUGGAGAACCGCAUGGUCACCGUGGUUACAGCCUCAGACCUGGUGAACGUUAACCAGCUGAACUUCAUCGCCUCACAGGAGGACGAGGCAAAGGUGUGGUGUGAGGAACUGUUUUCUCUGUCUUCCAAUCUACUGAGCCACAAUCUCAACAGGGACCACAGUCUGUUGAAAGCGUUCGUCAGGUUGACUCUCCAGCCGAACGCAGAGGGGAGGAUUCCCGUGAAGAACAUUGUGCGCCUGUUUUCUUCAGACAGAAAGAGAGUAGAGAACUCUCUGGAGAACUGCAAGCUGCCCUACGGACGGGGGGACAGCAUCAAACUGGAGGACUUCACACCGGAAAUCUACAGGAGCUUUUUGGAGAGCCUGUGUCCUCGUCCUGAGCUCAGCAGCAUCUUCAAACUGCAAGGGUGGGGUGACAGGACGCUGACUCUGGAUCAGAUGACCGACUUCAUCAACAACAAGCAGAGAGACCCCCGCCUCAAUGAGAUUCUCUACCCCCCCCUCCGGCCUGCACAGACUCACUCUGUGAUGGAGAGACACCAGCAGGACCAGGACCAGCUGAAGAAAGGCUUGAUCUCCCUGCAGGCUCUCUCCAGUUAUCUCUCCAGUGAUGAGAACGGGAUCAUCCCUCCGGAGAAACUGGAUCAGUCUGAAGACAUGAGCUUUCCCCUGUCACACUACAUCAUCAACUCCUCACACAACACAUACCUGACAGCGGGUCAGCUGGCCGGCAGCUCCUCGGUGGAGAUGUACCGGCAGGUUCUGCUGGCCGGGUGCCGCUGCGUGGAGUUAGACGUCUGGAAAGGACGGACGGCGGAGGAGGAACCGGUCAUCACACACGGCUUCACCAUGACCUCGGAGAUCCCCUUCAAGGAAGUGCUUGAAGCGAUUGCAGAGUGUGCUUUCAAGACCUCACCUUUCCCCGUCAUACUCUCCUUUGAAAACCACGUGGAUUCUUCGAAGCAACAGGCUAAAAUGGCUGAAUACUGUCAAUCUAUUUUCGGGGAUGCGCUGCUGAUCGACCCUCUGGACAAAUACCCUCUGGAGGCAGGCGUCCCUCUGCCCAGUCCUCAGGAGCUGAUGGGAAAAAUUCUCAUCAAAAACAAGAAAUCCCACAAACCCUCGGCUAACACGGACACCAAACGACUGGUGGACCUUGCGGCCAAUCAGAGCCACGAAUCGGCGUCUCCUAGCAACAACACGGGAGCCGAACACACAGGGUCAGGUUUACAGCUGUUUGAUGUGUACAAACGAAGAACAGUGGAUGAAGAGUCGAUGAGGAUGAAGACUUGUUUAACUUUAAUUUUAACAGAGAUGGAGGCUGAGAGUGAGGAAGAGGAUGAUGAUGAAGAUGAUGAUGGUAAAAAGGGCUCAGCAGAGCGCGAGGCCGUGGCCACCGAGGAGAUGUCCACGCUGGUGAACUACGUCCAGCCAACCAAGUUCAACUCCUUCGAAGCUUCAAAGAAGGCAGCUCGUUGUCACCACAUGUCGUCCUUCGUGGAGACCAAAGCUCUGGAGCAUCUCACAAAGACACCGGUGGAGUUUGUGGAAUAUAAUAAAUCCCAGUUGAGUCGUAUCUACCCAAAAGGAACCAGAGUGGAUUCCUCUAACUUCAUGCCGCAGCUUUUCUGGAAUGCCGGCUGUCAACUCGUGGCUCUCAACUACCAGACUAUAGAUUUGUCCAUGCAGCUGAAUCUCUUCAUGUUUGAGUAUAACGGUCGCAGCGGCUACAGACUGAAGCCGGAGUUCAUGAGGCGACCGGACAAACACUUCGACCCUUUUGCAGAAAACACGGUGGACGGCAUCGUGGCUAACACCCUCUCUGUGAAGGUGAUUUCAGGACAGUUUCUCACUGAGAAGCGCGUGGGUGUGUAUGUGGAGGCGGACAUGUUCGGUCUUCCUGCAGACACCAGGAGGAAAGCCCUGAAAACUAAAACCUCUCAGAACAACAACGCCGUCAACCCGGUGUGGGACGAGGAGCCCAUCGUCUUCAAAAAG